Messenger RNA from Saccostrea echinata, 3916 nucleotides. RefSeq lists its product as uncharacterized. Gene Ontology annotation, molecular function: protein binding; ATP binding; transmembrane receptor protein tyrosine kinase activity. Gene Ontology annotation, biological process: multicellular organism development; cell surface receptor protein tyrosine kinase signaling pathway; positive regulation of kinase activity. The transcript is spliced from 17 exons. Gene Ontology annotation, cellular component: signaling receptor complex. Bases 639 to 3590 code for a protein of 983 amino acids. Lineage: Eukaryota; Metazoa; Mollusca; Bivalvia; Ostreida; Ostreidae. The record is from RefSeq and is a predicted model, not a curated record.
GCAAAGGAGCGAACUAACCUCAUCUCAUCAAAUAGUUUAAUGUUUAUUUUUAUGUGUAAUUCUUCUCAUUUGGACUUGAAUCAGCAAAAAAGCAUCGCUACAUGUUUUCUUUUUUCUUUCGGUUGGAGUUAAUGUAUUUGGGGUUCGUGUAAGAGGUUCUUGGGGUUAGAUGGUGAAAGCUGUUAAAACUACCCCUCAAGGUGUUAAGAAAAGUGACUUUUGGCACCUAAGACGUCUCUGAAUUGUGGAUAUUAGCAGCCUUAGUGAAUAUUACAAUUAAUUAGGGAUUAACAAGGAGAGGCCAUGUGAUCGAAGAUUAUCGUUGAAGAUCGAGGCCCAACCUUUCUGUUUUUCUACACACGUUUUUGUUGUAAUUAAUAGGAGAGUGUUUUAUCACCGAUUUUCUUAAUAAUUCAUCUCCGAUGUAAAUUUGAUAUAGAUAAGGUUUCCGACAUUCCUUAACAACAACCAGUGGCACUUAUAAAGUAGUUACGCUAUGAGUGCGCGGGCACAAAGUAUUUGCUGGGUUCAAUAUUUACGGAAAUAACUUCCCUGAGUACCUCCGCACGUAAUGGGUCAGUAACUUCGUGACAUUGUUUGGAAUUGCUGGAUUUAUUAGAUUUUUACUGUAAAAAACAAUGGAUAAUUUGUUGACGAUUGUGACUUUCGUGCUUUUGAUUUCCAUUUGGACUUCAGCAAUUGAUGUUGGACCAAUCGCUAAAGCACGGUGUCGAGCAAGGUGCCUGCAAGAGACACUCAGAGCUCCGUAUGAUGAUAACUCCUGCUUCAAGAGGAAGAGCUGUGAUGUGUGCUGGAAAAUGUGUGAACCUCUUGUUCUGAGGCCUGAAAUAUUCUCAGAAAUAUGCCACAAUGGAGACAAAUGUCAAAAAGGAUGCAGGGUAGCAUGUGAUUUCAAGGCAAACAUUUUGAACACAGCAUCCCCAAGUACUGGUCAGUGGACAUUCAGCAUGGAGCCGGUAGUGGUACCUUUCAAAAGUACACAGAAAAUAGAAAUAGCUUGGGACACCCCCACCUCGGAACUGGUAUCUGGCAAUAGACAGGCCUUUGUUUAUGUCCUUAUGGCCAAGGAACCAGUUGGUACUCCACAGACAAGGGCCUGGACCGAGGUCAUACAGACAGCAUCUAGGAAUGUGGUGUUGAAGAGGGAGAUUCUGCUCCAUAGUACUGAGUUCUGGCUGGUAGCCGUUACUGAGAAUGGAACGGCCACGGAUGUCCAUUUUCAGGAGAACGACAAGCUUAUCACAGAGGUGGUGUACCCUCCAUCAGGUUCCUUAAUUGCCAGUACAAACCGUGGAUCCUCUGUCAACACGCCCAUCCAGGUUAACUACACCAUUACCGAGGACCCCCUGGAUACAACUCUGUCCGCUCUUGUUCAGUGGUCCAACCCUCCCAUCCCUCUUGGGGAGGGGGAUGCUUACACAGUGACCUGGUUUAUGGAGAAUUGUCAGGUUUGGGAUUAUUCCCCACCUUGCGAUCAACCAGCUGACCAUUACUCUCACACAGUGUUUUAUUCCAAGGACAAAGAGCCCUCUUAUGUCAUCAAAUCUCUGAUGUAUAACUCACUGUACAAUGUUGUCGUCGAACUAAGCCUAGCAAGUCGGAAAACCAAGAAAAGGUGGUACGGAGAAGUGAAUUUUAAGACGGAGCUCUGUGAAGAAGUGGACACAAAAACGUACACAAAAUGUAACCAUAACUACAUUGUCAAUCAAGGAUCUGCCGUUACGGACCCAAAUAAGGCUGGUAGUAGUUGGAGCACAAAUACGGACACUGUGGAUGAUGAAGAAGACCCUUUGGUUUGGUACCUAAACAUUGUGUCCAUGACAUAUGAUAUUGAUACCGAUCGUGUGACAGCAAACGUCUCCUGGACAGUGCCGUACAAUACAUCAUACAUACGAGGUUACUCGGUAGCCUGGAAACUUGUAGAUACAGACUCCUAUAAGCUGGACUCAAGCUACAAACACACAGUCACCAACCAGAGCUAUUAUGUGAUGUCCUUAGACCCCAAUAAGGAAUAUGAAGUUCAGGUGGUACCUGUUUUCAAAGAUAACAAUGAGGGCUCCUUCAUAGGAAACAACCAGGAGAGUGAACGUUUGAUCUUUAACACUACGUGGUACAAGUCCAUGCCUCCAACUCCCAGAACGGGGAUGAGAAGAGAUCAACCAACAGUCAAGCAAUCCAAAAUGCAGGGGGUUCUGGAUAAGGUGAUCAUUGGGAUUGCGAUGAUAGCCAGUAUUACUCUACUUGGACUCAUCAUGCUCUUUGUGUACAAGAAACGCCAUAGCUUCAAAGACAUUAUAAUCACCAAGUCAACUGUCGCCAAGAGCAACAGCUACAAGUCCAAUGUGGGAUGUAAGGUAGAUUAUUCUAAUCAGUUACUGGUGAUUAGCGAUGAGUGGGAGUUGGAUCCUCGCCUCCUCAAAUUCAGCAGUCCUAUUGGCCAGGGGGCAUUUGGGAAAGUGGUAACUGGUUACUAUGAGAACCAAAGAGUAGCCAUCAAAUUAGUGAGAGAUAGUGCACCCUUAUCCUACAAAGAAGAUCUUUUGGCUGAGAUCAACUUGAUGAAAAGAAUCGGUUCUCACCCAAAUAUUGUGUCCAUGUCAGGGGCCUGCACUCUGUCAGAACCCAUAGCUUUGGUGAUGGAAUAUGUCCCCUAUGGAAACCUUCAAAAUUUUCUGAAAAAGUGUCGUUUAGAAGGGGAUUUCCAGAAGCGUAUAGGCCGUCCCAGUGAAGUGGUAUACUCCCUAAUGGAUGAGAGUGGGGGUAUUGACAGUGGUGUUAUAACUCCAGCGGACAUGUUGUCCUUCGCCAGACAAACUGCCAUGGCAAUGGAAUACCUGGCAGCAAAGAAAUAUGUUCACCGUGAUUUAGCAGCCAGAAACGUCCUUCUGGGUUACGACAAAAUUGUUAAAGUCUGUGACUUUGGUCUGUCGCGGGACAUUUAUAAUGACAACCAAUAUCAUAAAAUAACCAGUGGCAAGCUUCCCCUCAAGUGGAUGGCUAUCGAGUCCCUGAGGGACCGCAUCUUCACCACCCAGAGUGAUGUCUGGUCCUUUGGCAUCUUGAUGUGGGAGAUCAUCACAAUGGGUGGCUCCCCAUACCCAAACAUAGCAUUAGCAGAUCUUUACUAUGUUCUAGCCAAUGGAUACAGGAUGGAGAAACCCAGUAAUUGUUCAUCUGAAUUAUAUACCAUCAUGCGUCAAUGCUGGAUAGAGAGUCCAUCAGAGCGUCCUAAUUUCACAGACCUGAGAGUUCAGAUAGAACAGUUGUUGUCCAGGGAUAGAAAUUAUUUAGAUUUAGAUAAUAUAGAUGCUCCAUUGUCAACAUCAGAAAGCAGUAGUUCACCUAAAUCUGAUGAUUCGGACACUAUGUCUCUGCUCAACACAAGACCAUCUGCUCACAGAGUUAUUCCUGGGCAAUCAUCACGGAGACCGGGAACCAAUUCACCGGGUACCAGUCGAUCUGGGACCCAGAAAACAGUUACCAUAGCUACAGACCCAGUGACUGUUGUGUGUAUUGAGAAUUCAGAUCAGUGGUAUAUGAAAGGGGCAGAAUCAGAAACCUCAUCAUAGCUAUAGAAAAAAUCUACUUUUUCUGUUUUCUAGUAUGAAAAAAUUAAUGACACUGACAUGAAACUGCACAAAGACGUAUAUGAAUUGAGGGAAACAUUCUCCUCAGAAUGUGCAAUAGUUGUCUUUAUUGUUGACUUUACCAUGAAGUGAACUGCUCAAUAUUGUGCAGUAAUUAUGGACUGUGAUAGCCCAGUGUUGAGGAACUGUGUUCACUGUGCCAGCACUAUUGUGCUUAUGUGUGCUUCGAGCCAGUGUACCAGCUAGCACAGCACAUUGUGUGUGUGCUUCUAGAAACACUAAAAAAAAUCAUCUUUAACGAGGCUUGC